Molecule: messenger RNA, 2369 nt
Organism: Lecanosticta acicola
Lineage: Eukaryota; Fungi; Ascomycota; Dothideomycetes; Mycosphaerellales; Mycosphaerellaceae
Source: the annotation of a GenBank genome assembly
AUGGGCGAAGGCAUAGACAUGCCGAACGGUACUGCUGCGGCUGCAGCUAGGGAUGUGGACAAUAUCGCCCAAAUGCUCGCGACUGCGUCUCUCGAUGACUUGCAGAGUAGAGAGUAUCGUCAGAUUCUCGAUGUCGUGGACCGCCUACGCACAUGUGGCCUUGGCUCGAUUCUGCCGCUCCCACAGUUGGUCGUCUGCGGCAACCAGUCCUCCGGCAAGUCAUCUGUCCUGGAAGCGAUUACGGAAGUCCCAUUCCCACGCAAAGAGAACCUCUGCACACGCUUCGCUACCGAGAUCAUUCUUCGUCGGGACCAGAUAGAAAGCAUCCAUACCAAGAUCAUCCCAGAUGACGCUCGCCCGGAGUCCGAGAAGUCAAAGUUGAAGGCAUUCAGCGAGAGCAUUACCGACUUCAAGGAGCUACCACUGUUGAUCGAGAAGGCCACCGAACUGAUGGGUCUCAAUGAUCCCGCUGGAGGCGAGAACAGCACUCGCGCCUUCACCCGAGACGUUCUCAGCGUCGAAAUUGCUGGUCCAGGUCGUCCUCAGCUCACUCUUGUCGAUCUCCCUGGCUUGAUCAUGUCCGCAAGCAAGAUGCAAUCUGAAGCGGAUGUCAAGCUCAUUCACUCUCUCGUCGGAGACUAUUUGGCGGAAAAGCGCACGAUCAUGCUAGCCGACAUCUCCGCCAAGGAUGACUACGCCAAUCAGGGCAUUCUCACCAAGUGCAAGGAAGUUGACAAGGAUGGACACCGAACUUUGGGUAUCAUUACCAAGCCGGACUUCCUUAUCGAGGGGUCUGGUAACCAGACAACGUGGAUCAAUUUGGCACACAACAAAGACAUCUACUUCGAGAUCGGCUGGCAUAUGUUGAAGAACCGGUAAGCACAGUAAGACUUCCAUAAUGUCAGACAGUACUAACUUGGUGAAGAUCCGAUCAAGAGAUUGACACACCCUUCGAAGAGCGCAACCAGUCGGAGCGAAACUUCUUCAGCCGUGGCCGGUAUCGUGACCUGCCAGAAACCGACAAGGGCGUUAUAUCUCUGCGCACCAAGCUCUCCAAGCUCCUCUUCAAGCAUCUGAAGAAAGAGCUCCCAAACUUGCAGGCGGAGCUCAACUCGAAGCAUGCGAGGACAGCUGAGGCCCUGGAGCAGCUGGGAGAGAAGCGUAGUACUCUUGCUGAGCAGCGACGCUUUCUCAUGAAUAUCGCCGCCGCAUUCCAGUCCACUGUGAACUCUGCGGCGGCAGGUCACUACGAGAGCCAUUUCUUCGGUCCUAUCGACCCAUCCAAGGGCUUCGAAGAGAUGACCAACAUGAAGCGUCUCCGUGCGGCAGUACAGUAUCACAACCUGCAAUUCGCGAGCCAGAUGCGCCAGUACGGCCACAAGUUUCGCAUCUGGGCGACAGAGGAUGCUGCGGGUACCAAUUCGAAGAAGGACCUCCCGGAGCCCGAGCUCAUCGAGGAGUACCAGGGCGCCAAAGACCUCCAGAAGACUGUGAGCCGCAAAGAUGCCGUUACAUGGGUCAAGGACAUCCUCGUGCGGACCAAGGGCCGGGAGCUUUCAGGAAACUUCAACCCUCUGCUCAUGAGCCAGCUCUUCUGGGAGCAGUCUGAGAAUUGGGAGAAUCUCGCUUCGGUGCACAUCGACCGUAUCGACGCUCUCUGCUGCAGAUUCAUCGAGGAGGCUAUCAAAGCCGUGACUCUCGCGUUCCCAGAUGUCGCGACCCGCCUGCUCGCUCUUCGAUUGGAAGACGCGCUCAAGACUCGCCUCAGCAACGCCCGUCAGGAGCUCCAGCGUCUCAUUCAAGACAAGCAGCGCCCACCAAUCACUUACAAUCCCUCGUAUACCGCUGCUAUCCAGGAGUCCCGUAGUCAGAAGGCCAAAGCCAAGAUCAUGCAGCUCAUGGAUCAGGCGAAGGUCGACAACGGCGACGGCGACUCCGUCAUCAAUCCCGAGCUCCUCUACAACCAACUCAAGGAGUUGACGGAGCCGGACAUGGACAAGAACUCCUCCGAAGACGCCCUCGACAGUCAGCUCGCGUACUACAAGGUAUCUAUGCUCCUUCAACCACCCCCUCGACGAUGAUACAAGUCACUAACACAUCCCUCCGUCUCCGUACUACAGGACAAGGUCACGUACUUCAUCGCCGCAGUCACCGACCAAGUCAUCGAGCGCAACCUGCUCCACGGGCUCGCCGAGGAGACGCUCUCCCCGCUCAUCAUCAACGACCUGCCCGCGGAGGCAAUCGAAUACAUCGCCGCCGAGGCCGAAGAGAUCACGCACAAGCGCCAGUUCUUGGAGGGCCACAAGGCCAUUUUGGAGAGCGGCCAGGAUGCCGAGCAUUCCGCAAGGCGCUGGGCUCGUACAAAGUGA